CAUUUCAACAUGGCGGACGAGAGAGGAACACUGGUGGUUGAGCUUCAAACGACUCAAACGCAAAAAUCAUCUUUGUUUAAGCACACUGGCGGCUGUCAUUGCGGAAGGGUCCGAUUUGAAGUGAUCGCUCCUGCUAUGUUACUUGUUUUGGAUUGCAAGUGAGUUCCUUAUGCAUGGUUCAAUUCUACCUAUUACCAAUCUCCCAACCUUGCGCACGCAGAUAGAGGCAGUUACCUUACGGGCCUCUAGUCGACCGCAUAUUUUUUUGGGUACAACAUUAAGAUAAAAAUACUGAUUUUAAUUUACGUGUUUUAUGCUCUUUUCAGCGGUCAUCCUGGGUGGGGAGGGGGGGGAGGUCAACCCUGGGGAACGACCCUGGGGAACCCCACGGCAAAUUUUGCACUAUGGCUUUCACAAAUCCCUUGACACCUAAGAACAAGAUUUCUCGGCAAAAGAAAGUACCCUCUCCCCUGGGGCAAUAAUUGGUUCAAAUGAGUUAAAAGGCACUGCAGAUAUAACAAUACUUCAUACAACAACCUAGAAGAAAAAGUAUAGGGCUUGACUGAACCCUGAAAAGAAAAGAAACUAAAGUCCCAAAGAUUUCCAGACUACAAGACGUGAAGACAUGUCGUCCUUUACAUAAUCCUUAGCUGCAACACUUUUCCAUCUGCCAUGCCUCUGAAAAAUUAUAUCACUAACCCCGCUGUUGGCAGCCCUCGACGCUCCUCUAGACCGGAAAGAGUGAAUCCUGUAAACGGAGGGAUCCGGAAGUAUGCUCUGCAGACUUUUAGUCAACUGACCCCUGAAGGUUGCAUAUGAGAUAUGCUUAUCAACUUGAACCAAUUUGCAGGGCAACUUGGUUUUAAUGAGUGGUGGGAAAAUAAAUUCACUAGAGUUAGGGCUGAUAUCUAAUUUCUUCAAACUGUCUUUAAGUAAGAAAACCGGGCAAACAUUCCCCUCAGAUUUAACAAUAACCACUUUGUCACCUUGUCUAAGCUGAUCAGUCUUGCUUUUGUCUACUCUGAUAGUCAUGAACCCUUCAUAAAAACGAAUAUGACUCAUUCUAAUAUUAAGAACCUCCUCAGAUCUGAAAAAACCCGCAUAGGAUAACAAGUACAAACAAACGUUUCUAAGCUGCAGGACAUUGGACAAAUCAGCUCCUUCCUCUUCUUGCCUCUUUAGAAACUCCCACUUUUUUUCUCCCCCCUCCUCACACACCUCUCCCACCUCGUACUGUCUCAGGCUCCCACCCCACUGUCCCUUCCUCCACUAAGCUGAAAGGACCUUUUCAACAGAUGGCUCUUUUUUCAAUUAUUUUUGGCUCUUUAACAGCUGCAGUAUUUGUACAAAGAAGCAGAACAAACAUUUUAUUGUCCCAGAGGAACAAUUUACAUUGCUACAGGUAUAACUAUAGCAUACAUCAGUAUACGUCAGUUAAUACCUCAGUCACAAUAAUCACCCCUUCCCCCUCCCCCACACCUAUGGUUUAAAGAAAAGUAUAGUAUUAAGUUGAAAUUGAAUUUCGGGAGGAAGGGGAGGGUAAAGCAAUUUGUGACUUGUGGCAUGAAUAACUUUGGGGAGACUAAGUGAGUAGGCAUGGUUUAAAAACACAACGUUAGGCACUGUCAUUCUCUAUACAUUCCUAUACCAUCACUAACAACAACUGGUAAAUUUGAUUCUGAGUCAAGUAUCCUUCUUUCUUUAACUUAAGUCUGGCCCAAUUUUAGAUGCUUUUAGAAUAGUUUAUAUAGGUACACUGGCAUUGAUAUAAUGCAACGUGUGGAAGAAGGACCCUAGCUUCACAGUGUUGAUGAAAAACAAAAUACUAUGUGCACAGAGUCACCUGACUCAACAUUAAAAUUAUUGCCAGUUUGUGAAAUUCAUUUACAAGCUGUUCCACGACUAAUUCCAGAGUAUAUGUCUUAGAGUUGGUGUUGUCUUCUUUUCCUUCAGGGCCAAGAUGAUUUAACUUGCUACACUUUCAAUACACAUCAGGCAAAGCACCUUUUCUGCAAUACAUGUGGAGUGCAAAGCUUCUACAGACCUCGUUCUAAUCCAGAUGGCUAUGGGGUCAUGCCACACUGUUUGGAUGUAGGAACGGUGAAAGAUAUAAAAGUCGAGUUCUGUGAUGGCCAAAACUGGGAAAAAUUCAUUGCCAACAAUCCUGAAAUCCAAGAACAGUCAAAGAAAAAGGACUAAAAGGCAGCAAAAAUUAGGAACAAGGAGACUAUCUAAAUGUUAUUUAUCUCAUUGGAAUUUUGUAGUAAAAAUUUACCUAUAAUAGUAUUGCAAUAGAUCUACAAAUUAUUGUUUAUAGAGGAACUGGUUCCUCUCCUGCUUAUUAAGUCUUGUCUUUAUGUUGGGUGGAGAUUUACCCUUUUUAAGAUAUGCACAUGUUAAGGAUAAUACNAUUCCAGAGUAUAUGUUUUAGAGUUGGUGUUGUCUUCUAUUCCUUCAGGGCCAAGAUGAUUUAACUUGCUACACUUUCAAUACACAUCAGGCAAAGCACCUUUUCUGCAAUACAUGUGGAGUGCAAAGCUUCUACAGACCUCGUUCUAAUCCAGAUGGCUAUGGGGUCAUGCCACACUGUUUGGAUGUAGGAACGGUGAAAGAUAUAAAAGUCGAGUUCUGUGAUGGCCAAAACUGGGAAAAAUUCAUUGCCAACAAUCCUGAAAUCCAAGAACGGUCAAAGAAAAAGGACUAAAAGGCAGCAAAAAUUAGGAACAAGGAGACUAUCUAAAUGUUAUUUAUCUCAUUGGAAUUUUGUAGUAAAAAUUUACCUAUAAUAGUAUUGCAAUAGAUCUACAAAUUAUUGUUUAUAGAGGAACUGGUUC
Messenger RNA from Porites evermanni, 2834 nucleotides. The record is from the annotation of a GenBank genome assembly. NCBI's taxonomy places the organism in Eukaryota, Metazoa, Cnidaria, Anthozoa, Scleractinia, Poritidae.